CUUCACAUUUUAUCUCCUUCCAUUUAUCAACAUAUCAAUUUCGUUCAAGGACUUUAUAGCUACACACAAAACUAACAAAAAGAAAACGGUCAAAAACAUAAUAAUGACAGCAGGAGAAAAAGUGGUGGAAGAGAAGUACGAACUGAAUGUUCCGGCAACCUACAACGAGCAUGCAGAGAUUGAAAAAAAAGAAUAUGAAUUUGAGACAUCAGAAAAGCAUAGCAUCGUAGACAGCCGAUCACAAUCGCAUCCUGUCAUAGAAGAAUUUCAUUUCACAUGGCGUGCAACUAUCGUUGGUUCGUUACUUGGAUGUUUAGUUGCUGCAUCAAACACAUAUCUUGGUUUAAAGAUUGGUUGGACAUUUGGUGCCUCUCUCUUUGGUGCCAUUUUCUCUUUCGCCGCCCUCAAACCAUUGUCUAGAGUCCUCCCUCCCAAGUGGGGUGGUGGCUACUUUGGUGCUGCCGAAAACUGCUCUGCUCAAUCAGCAGCAACGACUGCUGGCGGUCUUUCUGCUGGUUUUGUAUCUGGUAUUCCUGCUAUGUACAAACUAGGCUUGAUGAAAACACCUCGUGAAGAUGCUGUCGCUCUUUUGCUCUUCACUAUAUCUUGUGCUUUCUAUGGUCUUUUCUUCUCUGUCCCCCUUCGUAGUCACUUUGUCGUUAAACAAGAUUUAACUUUUCCUACUCCCCGUGCUGCCGCUAUUACCAUCCUUUCUCUUCACGAAUCUAUCGAAGGUGAAAAGAACGCAAUGAAGAAAGCGAAAUGGAUGGGUGUUUUCUUUAUGCUUACCUUUCUUUGGACUUUGAUCUCUUACUGGUUACCCUUCUUGGACUCACUUCAUAUUCUUUACUACAUUGGUAGUGCUGCCAAUUAUGCCCCAAUGAUGAGCGCUGAUGCUGUUUGGGGCUGGUAUUUCCGCUUUGAUUUCCCCUUCUUUGGUGCAGGUCUUAUGACACCUGGCAAUACAGUCUUUUCCUUCUUCAUCAGUUCCGUUAUUGUCUACGGUAUUAUUGGUCCUUGUUUAGUGGCGAAUGGUACCUUUGUUGCUCCCAUGGGUUUCAAAGCCGCUGGUGACACCACCAACCGUUUCUUUUUGUGGCCCGGUAUUGCACUCAUGGCGCUCUCUGCUUUCACCGAACUCUUCAUUCAUUACGAUUCAUUAUGGCGUGGUAUCAAGGGUGGCGUCGUUGAGCUUCGACUGGCCUUCAUGCGUGGUGUCAACUUUUUCCGACGUGUUGUGCUCCGUACCACUUUGACUGACGAACAGAACAAUCGAUACAACUCUGAAAGGGACGAAGAUGAAAUCUUUACUGAAGACCAAUUGAUCCCUGCAUGGUGGUGGGUUGGCGGUACUGUUCUUUCUGUCAUCUUUACUUGUGCUAUUAUGGGUGAAUACUUUGGCAUGCCCGUCUAUCAGUCAUUGAUUGCAGUUAUUUUGGGUUUCCUCUUGUCUUUUGUCGGUAUUCAAGCCUCUGGUGAGACAGAUAUUAAUCCCACAGGUUCUAUUGGUAAAAUGUCUCAAUUGGUAUUUGCCAAAAUGCCUGCUCAUAGCCUUGAACAAGUCAUGAAGAAUAACUUGCAAGCUGGUAAUGUGUCUGCUUCUGCCGCAUCUCAAGCUGUUGACAUGGUAGGUGAUCUGAAGACUGGCCAACUGGUGGGUGCCUCUCCCCGUUCUCAAUUCUUGGCUCAAUUCGUUGCUUCUUUCUUCGCGAUUGGUAUGGCUGUGGGUCUUUUCAUUAUCUUUGCUGAUGCUUAUCCUUGUAUUAUUGAUCCCAACAUUGAAGCCCAAGACUGUGUAUUCGGUUUGGUUGCUGUUGUCGCCUGGCAAAAUGUCACCUUGUUGCUAACAGGCGGUGGCGAUCCUUUGAGCAGAGGCAGUGUUAUUGCUACUGUGGUUUGUGCAGUUGCUGCAGUUGUCAUUCCUCUUGUUCGUCAUUUCUUCAUCCCUAAAAAGUACCAUCGUUAUUUCCCCUCUAUCAGUGCUAUCGGUAUUGCCAUGAUUAACACAUCACCUGAAGUUCCUCUUUCCAUGUUUAUCGGUUGGGUUGCUGGUAAGAUUUGGAAGCGAAUCGAUUCUGCCGCCUAUGAUGAUUUGAUGUAUAGUGUCUCUGGUGGUCUAAUUGCUGGUCAAGGUAUUUCUGCUUUAAUCCAAGCUGUAUUCAAGAUUGUUGGUGUGAGUGGUAACGCGGUUGUUGCCACUUGUAUUGGACAAGUUGCUGAAAACUGCCCUUAAAAAUACCAAACCUCCCCUUUCCUGUAGUCUAAUAUCUUUUUAAUUUUUAUUUAUUUCAUCGAUUAUUAUCGUCAUCAUCUUGAUGAGACAUUUCGAACACUUAUAUACAUACUAUCUUUCCUAUACUGGCAAAUAACUCUCCGCACUAUCACGUAAUACUUCUUAUAC
Messenger RNA from Mycotypha africana, 2401 nucleotides. Its product is annotated as OPT oligopeptide transporter protein-domain-containing protein. Gene Ontology annotation, cellular component: fungal-type vacuole membrane. Bases 104 to 2233 code for a protein of 709 amino acids. Gene Ontology annotation, molecular function: oligopeptide transmembrane transporter activity. The transcript is spliced from 3 exons. The record is from RefSeq and is a predicted model, not a curated record. NCBI's taxonomy places the organism in Eukaryota, Fungi, Mucoromycota, Mucoromycetes, Mucorales, Mycotyphaceae.